UUUGCUACGCGGACGUCUUUGCGCCUGUGCGUUGUGACCUUUCAGUGCAGCUGAAUGCUGCACAACAACGGAGGGCGUCUGAGUUGGGCUGUAUCUCAGCGGGAUUUAAAACUAUAAAACCCAUCGUAAAUGGGUUUAUCAUCAUAUCGGCGGAUACCUGUGUCACCCAAUUUUGGAUGGGUUAUUUUGUUGGUGUGUCACAGAGAAACCUUACAACACCCUAUCGACGCUGGAGGUUAGUCGGCUCCGUCAUCCAUUUCAUCCAUUUUAGCAGCCUAACGUCAAGCUAAAGAAGCUUGAUCUGCCUUUGUAAUGGCAGUCUUCAGUUACCAGGUGGUGUUUGGAGUCACAAGAUCAAGAGGAUCAUACUUGUUAUCCAAGAGGCACAACAGCUCCUUGUUAUCUUCCAAACGUUGUAUCCACAUAGACCCUCCCAGGCACUGCUUGUCAUUAGUCCCACUCAGACUUUCCCGCUAUGCUCACCCCCCGUGUUGCUGUGCACCUGCUCUUGGCCAAAGCUCCACCCUGCUUCCGCGGUCACUGCACAGCUCAGGAGUUUGGCUUCAAGAUAUUAAACAGGAUGGCACAAAAUCUUCUGUAGCCUCAGCCCAGGCUUUGUCAGAGGCAAAAAAGGACACUGCAGGCCCUGCACUCCAGUCCAAACCUCCAUCUGUUCCCAGUCCAGCAUCCACUAUCAUCACAACACCUAACCCCCCUCCAGUCCAAGAAAGGGCAGUUGUUAAAAAGUCGAUAUACCAGAGGAUUGUGGAUGAGUUGAAACAUUACUACAAUGGCUUCCGGUUACUUGGAAUAGACAUUAAGAUCUCAGGCAGGAUGGUAUGGCGGCUACUGCAUGGACAACUUCUCACUCGGAGGGAAAGAAGGAGGCUGAUGAGAACCUGUGCAGACUUGUUCCGUCUUGUGCCCUUCUCGUUGUUCAUCAUCGUGCCUUUCAUGGAGUUUCUUCUACCUGUCUUCCUCAAGCUCUUUCCAGAAAUGUUACCCUCCACCUUUGAGACGGAAUCCAAAAAGGAGGAGAAGCAGAAGAAGGGUCUGGCUGCUAAGCUAGAACUGGCCAAGUUUCUCCAAGAGACUAUUGUGGAAAUGGCUCAUAGAAAUAAGAGUAAAGCUGAGGAUGAGACACAGCAUUUCUCCACAUAUGUUCAGAAGGUUCGCGGCUCAGGUGAACAGCCCACCACGAAGGACAUUGUCAGGUUUUCUAAGCUGUUUGAGGAUGAGCUGACGCUGGAGCACUUGGAGCGCCCCCAGCUGGUGGCCCUGUGUAAGCUGCUGGAGCUGCAACCUAUCGGCACAAACAAUUUGCUGCGUUUUCAGUUGAUGAUGAAACUCAGGACCAUCAAGGCAGAUGAUGAGAUGAUAGCAGCAGAAGGCGUGGGAGCUAUGAGUGUGUCAGAAAUACAGGCAGCAUGUCACAGUCGAGGAAUGAGGUCUCUGGGACUCACCUCUGAACAGCUACAACAGCAGCUGCAACAGUGGCUGGAUCUACAUCUAAAGGAGAAUGUUCCUCCUUCUUUGAUGUUGCUCUCCAGAGCCAUGUACCUGACUGACCUCAAACCAAAACAGCCAGUGAUCCCUGCUGUUCCUAAAAUAGAGAAAUCUUUUACUUCAACACAGACGUCUGGAACAAACACAACUUCAGUCUCUGCUGAUAUGUCAGACCCUGCUGUAACUGUCAAAGACAGACCUGUAGAAGAAGUGAGAGAUGAGGCUCCUUUGCUGUCAGACAAACCUCUGUCUCCUGUUGAAGUCCUUCAGGUUAAACCUACAACUGAGGUGUCCCAGAAGAUGAGUGCCAAUGGUGCAUAAAGAGGGAGCAGGAAUCAAACGUAUACCAUGACACCACAGUGUGAUCUCAGGGAGCAGGGAUGACCAACAAGCAGUGGUCAGAUGAUGUACCAUUGUAGCCACCAGCUAAAGUAAAGUCUUCCCUCCACCUGUCUGUACAACUCCCAAAAGGGGAGGCCACUGGCUGCGUUCAUUGUUAUUGGCUGCUGUCAUUUUGCUGGCUGCAGAGCUCAUCUUGGUUUCAACCCAUCCAGGAGUCAUGGUUGCCGCCUGCUCCUGCCCGCACACCGAGAAUUCAUGUGUUGCCGCAUUAAAACCUGAGGAUGCUUCUGUUCCCUGAAACUGAAACUACUGCUUUAAAAUGUUUGCGCUUCAUUCUGUGGAUGUCUUCAGUUGACCUUCACAAACCAGCCUGACAUUUCACCAGAUAGAGAGAUUGCAGGCAGAUUGAGUUCUAACAUCUAGAAGGUGACACCCGAGCAUCCCACGGCACAUCCAGGUUUACAGUCUGCUUAAUGGUUCAUCCUUAACUCAAGACUUUGUUGUGCUCCUGUAAAUUUGUAAAUAUGUGAAAUAAUUUCAACACACAACAGUUUUGUAUUGUUUGAUAUACAGCUGGCUCAUCUCUUAACAUGUUUCAUUUUUGUUCUCUGCCUUUUACCCCUUUAAAUUAAUGGCCUGUUCAGUCUGUAUGUUGUCAGUUUUAAAAUUGCUUUAUUGGACUUUAGUUCAAUAUGUCUUCCCUUUAUCUUUUCCUCAAUAAGCUGGAUGCCACUCCUGCAAUGAGGUGCUGCAGCCAACACAGCAAAAUAUAAUUUUUACAGUUAAUUAGGCUAGCAUAUUUAAACAGAUCUUGAGAGUUAAUAGGACGCCAUAUUGCUGCUGUUGUCAAAAGUUAUUUGGGAGGCAGGUGAACUGUGUCACUCUGCCUCUAGUGGUAAGCCACUGAAUGCGUGAGCUGUAAAGUUUGCAGACCAUUUGAAUGAAGAGUGUAAACAUUAAAACUACGAUUCUAAUAUCUGAAAGAAAUACUUGACAUGUCCAUAGAGAGAUGUUAGCAACAACUUUUGAGUAUUUAAGCCACAAAAGAAGAAAAUCUGUAGUAUUGUGACUGAUGGUCUUGUCUGGCUUGUGUUUGUGUAUAGUAUACUUUCAUGUGUACAGUAUUUGUAUAAAAUUUCCUGAAGGCCGUAACAUGAGAGGUUUGCUGUGUUGUGUACUGUGUAAGCAGUGUGGGUUGUGUGACUGUGAUUUGACCUUUGACAUCAGCAUUCUGCAUUAGGUCUGAAGAUUUUCACACUGCCCUCCUGAUUUCAGUGGUUGCUUUCCCUCUGGAUGGAAAUUGUGGUUAUUGCCAAUUAUCCAUAAGUAGUUGUAAGAUGUCUGCACCAUAAUUGAAAGGAUAUUUUUGUAGCAAAAUAUUGUUAAGGAAAGUUUAUAUUUUUAAUUUACAUUUUGUACUUAAGGUUAAUGGGUGACUAAGGCAAUACCUUUUGUGUGUGUUAUGAAAAUGCAUUUCAUAUUGUGUUGGCCUGCUUUUCAAUAUGUAUACUAUCCUUUGCACCUUCUCUUUGUCAUGUUUUCUCCUUCCCAUCAGUCAAAAUCAGAUUGAAUUCAUUCUUGUUUGAUGGAUGCUAAUUUAACGCAAACUUAAAAAACAAAAUUAAACAAUUGGAAUAGUUGUUCUUAUGUCUUUAGAAACUAAUAUUAAAGUUUCUUCCACAUAGACUGCAAGGGUAAUUGUCAAACCUUCGUGUCUGUGGAGCAUUUUUGGGUCCAAACUUGAAUAUGAAUUUUUAAGACACUUGCUGAAAGUGUGCACAGUGUUACUCCUUUAAAUACAAUGAGCAGCUGCUUGUGUUACCUG
This is a messenger RNA of Thalassophryne amazonica, 3673 nucleotides long. It is a transcript of the gene letm2, whose product is annotated as leucine zipper-EF-hand containing transmembrane protein 2. Bases 313 to 1827 code for a protein of 504 amino acids. The transcript has 11 exons. Gene Ontology annotation, cellular component: mitochondrial inner membrane. Gene Ontology annotation, molecular function: ribosome binding. Lineage: Eukaryota; Metazoa; Chordata; Actinopteri; Batrachoidiformes; Batrachoididae. Gene Ontology annotation, biological process: intracellular monoatomic cation homeostasis. The record is from RefSeq and is a predicted model, not a curated record.